Alosa alosa (allis shad) is the source of this 3116-nucleotide messenger RNA. RefSeq names its product toll-like receptor 22 (gene tlr22). NCBI's taxonomy places the organism in Eukaryota, Metazoa, Chordata, Actinopteri, Clupeiformes, Clupeidae. Gene Ontology annotation, cellular component: membrane. Gene Ontology annotation, biological process: toll-like receptor signaling pathway; inflammatory response; immune response. Gene Ontology annotation, molecular function: protein binding; transmembrane signaling receptor activity. The transcript has a single exon. The coding region runs from base 1 to 2700 and encodes 899 amino acids. The record is from RefSeq and is a predicted model, not a curated record.
AUGGAAUUAGCAAAGGUCCCAUCACCAAUACCCAUCCAUUCAGAGGCACUGGAUAUUUCUUACAAUAGAAUCUCAAACGUAACGGUGGGAGAUUUCAGAAAUCUCUCAAACUUGAGAAAUAUUAACAUGUCAAAAAACGAAAUAUCAAUGAUAGAGGAUGGCGCUUUCAAGGACCUCAUUGACCUGGAAAGGCUCAGCUUGGAUACCAACAAGUUGACAAAUGUGACCAGAGGCUGGCUACAGGGACUAUUUAGCCUCUCAGUGCUACGGCUAGAUGACAAUCAAAUUGAGUACAUUGAGUACUCUGCUUUUGUUUCCCUUUUAAAUUUGACAAGUGUACAUCUGAGAAGAAAUCAACUCAGACACCUUGAGCAAGUCAAGUCCAUAUUUCACUUGCCGAAUUUAUUGGAGUUAUUCAUUGGACAAAACAAGUUCUGGGGUUUUGUGUCUCAUAACCUGUCGACAACACCUUUGCAAAUACAGAGGCUUGAUUUAUCUUCAAAUCCAUUAAAGAUAUUUCAGAUUACAAACAACAUCCUUCCAAACCUCAAUUACCUCAACCUCAUCAAUUGUGGUCGGCGCAAGAGACCUUUCCAAUGGAUAGUUCAGAACCAAAGUUUUUUGAACUCCACAGAGACACUCAAUGUGGGUGGACCUGAAACAUCUGAGGGGAUGAUAAAAAUCAUACAAUCUUUCAAUUCCUCCCUAAAGACACUCCAAAUUAAUCCCUUUAGCACACAACACUUUGAACAAUUUUUACAAAAGAUCUGCAUUCAUGUGCAAAAAUCGCUAUCUUUAAAACACAUUAAGAUCCCCUCAUUAAGUGACCACUUGUUUAAAUCAUGCCACCAAUUGCAGGAAAUACAAUUUGCCCACAAUAACAUAGCUAACAUCUCUUCAUUCGCAUUUGAAGGUCUAAAUCAACUGCAAGUUCUACACGUGCAGGAUAAUCUAAUUACUGUAUUGAACAAUAUUACAAAUGUUCUACCUAAUUUGAAACUACUUGAUAUGUCGUAUAACAGGAUAAGCCAUCUGGCCUGUUUUGACUUCAGCAAUAUAACUCGGUUAUACCUUUACCACAACUAUAUCAUAGAGAUAAAACCUUGCACUUUCAAUAAACUUACCAAAUUGGAAGUGUUAUUACUGGCUUCAAAUAAACUUUUAAGCCUUGAAAACAUUUUUAACAACAAUCUACCAAACUUGAAAGUGCUGGAUUUACAAGGAAAUAAGAUAAGUCGCCUCACCCAAGGGGUUUUCAAAGGGCUACAUUCUCUUAAAGACUUGAUUCUUACUGAUAAUCAGAUUUAUAGUAUUGCUACAAAUGCUUUCACAGGAUUGAAAAGUUUAAAAAGUCUUUUCUUGACAUUAAACAAGAUAUCAAAAAAAACACUGGAACAUCAAGGCUUGUUUCUUGGUAUGCCAAACCUAGAAGUCUUGGAUUUGGCUAGCAAUGUAAUAUCAUUUAGUAGCAAGAAACUUAUAUACCCACCAUUCACAACAUUAAAGUCACUAAAAACACUGUAUAUGAAUAGUCAGAGCAUUCAAAACCUGCCUUCAAAUCUGCUACAAGGCCUGAAUUUAUUAUCUCAUAUUUAUGGAGAAAAUCUCAACCUUCAACGUGUGCAUCCUGACACUUUCAAUCACACUCCCAACCUUACGUUCCUGGACCUCAGCAAGAACAAGUUCUCAAACGAAAAUUCUUUAUCUCCAAAGAUGUUUCAUCCAAUCCCUGGAUUAUCUGAACUCUAUAUAACACAAAACCAUCUUCCGUCAUUAGACUUUCUACUUGGUGCAAACCUGUCUCAGCUCACAGUUCUUAAAGCCUCUGAUAAUCAGCUACAGGGAAUUAACCAGACUUUAGCCAAGUCUCUUCCUCAACUGACCUACCUUGACCUACAAAAAAAUCCAUUUGUUUGUGACUGUAGCAAUGCAUGGUUCUUGGAUUGGGCCAAAAAUGACAACUACACUCAAGUGGUAUACUUGAAUAAGUACAAAUGUAGCUAUCCAUCAGGCCUGAAAGGCCAACCUCUGGAACAGUUCAACGUAGACUCCUGCAACGAGACCUUUGAAUUCAUUUACUUCCUCAGCAGCUUCUCCCUGGUGACUCUAACAAUGUUGGUCUCCUUCUUUUACAACUUUUUGCGAUGGCAGCUGGUCUACGCCUACUACCUUUUCUUAGCUUUCCUCUACGACAGCAAGAAACGGCAGAGGCAGCACCAGCAAGGCUUCCAGUAUGACGCCUUUGUGUCCUACAACUCCCAGGAUGAGUUAUGGGUCCUCAGAGAACUGCUACCCAAUCUGGAGGCCGACCAAGGAUGGAGGCUGUGUCUCCACCACCGAGACUUUGAGCCAGGCAAGCCUAUCAUCGACAACAUCGUGGACGGCAUAUACAGCAGCCGCAAGACCAUCUGCGUGAUCACACGCAGCUACCUGAGGAGCGAGUGGUGCUCCAGGGAGAUUCAGGUGGCCAGCUUCCGGCUGUUCGACGAGCAAAACGAUGUGCUGAUCCUGAUCUUCCUGGAGGAUAUCCCGACCCACCAGCUGUCUCCGUAUCACAGGAUGCGCAAACUGGUGAAGAAGCGCACCUAUCUCACCUGGCCCAAGCCUGGCAAGGACACCAGAGUCUUCUGGCAGAAACUACAAAUGGCUAUGAACACCAACAAAGGUGAAAACCCUAUUCUCUUGGGACAGGAGAAUUAGAUUCCCUUGCCUCGCCUUCCAUGCCCAUGUGCCAACUGCAAGACCGAAAUGCCAUGAAAUCUAUAUUGAAAUGUUUAUUGUAUAAUUAAAUGCAAUCUGUAUUGUUUAAGGUGAUUUUGUUGAUUUAGAAAUACAUGGUCAUAUGUUUUGAUAGCUAACUUCCAAUUAUUAACAAAAUAAAAUAACAAAAUAACAUUAAUUAACAAAAUUGCCAAUUAUAUUAUCAUCCUGUUUUUUUACAAAUCUGUUUGACUGACACGUACUGAAAAGUAAAUUGAUACACCUGCUAUCUGAGGGUUUUUUUUGUGGAGUUUUAUAUUUGACCUACAGUAUAUGGAAAUGAAUAUUGAUGCCAACAUUUGUGUAAGGUGUACCCAUAAUUGUCUCCUUAUUUGGGUAAACAUACAUUACUACUA